This is a messenger RNA of Aspergillus mulundensis, 1434 nucleotides long. RefSeq lists its product as uncharacterized. The coding region runs from base 1 to 1434 and encodes 477 amino acids. The record is from RefSeq and is a predicted model, not a curated record. The transcript is spliced from 2 exons. Lineage: Eukaryota; Fungi; Ascomycota; Eurotiomycetes; Eurotiales; Aspergillaceae.
AUGCAAGAUCCGUGGCCAUACCCCCUUACUUUCGCGGAUGCGGACCCAGCGCUCACGAACACGGUCGAGGCGUGUAAAGCCGAGAUUAUGCAUAUCCUUACAACGCACGGUUUUCCAACAAAGCACCAUUAUAUAUGGAUUGGUUUAACGGAGAUUACAAAGCCCGAGUAUCCGAACGCUGACGAGGAAAAUCCCCGGACGGUCCUAAAGAUUUCGUUUGUGGAGGCACCAUACGUCCCUGAUCGGCUGCGCAUUGAUCAGGCUAGGGAUGCCGUGGCCGAGCUUCUUGCGAAAAAAGGCAUCGCAAACAUUCAAAAGGUGAAUGAUACUGGCGUCAACGUCGAUGUUGAAAUUGUCUCUGAAAUAUGUGCUGGCGCCCAUCAGCAAGAGAUUAUGCAGCUGGUCAACCACACUCUUUGUAAUAAUUGGUGCAUGUUCUGGUUGGGACUGGUAAAACACAAGAGCAAUCCCACGAUCGUCAUCUACGUCAAGCCCUUCACAAUCGCAGACUGGAGCGGCCUAGCGAGGAAGAUAAAACAACUACUACCGCAAGACAGCGCUGUUUCAAGGGAUAUGAAGGUCGACUUCCUACCCGGCAUUCUGUCGCCGCCGGAACAUACCAGGUCAGAAAAGGGGGUAUACCUGGAUGGCCGCAUGAGAGCGGAUGGCAUGCCGACGCCGGGGACCUCGAUCGCCGUGCAGGGUCAUCUGGAACGUCCAACCGGUACCCUCGGUCCCUUUGUGACGCUUACCCGGGGCGAUAAAACGUGGAGAUGCGCGCUGACAAGCCAGCGCGCACUCGGGCUCCAGCUUGCCCACAAAGCAGCCGGAAAUUCGGGACCCGCCACCAACGAGACUACCUCAAAAGCUGGCGCGGAAACCAAGUAUAACAUCUUGAGCUUUGCGCCCAAAGAUGUGGAACAGACGAAGGAGAUGGCCAGAGAUACCCUGAGGUUCCUGAAGAAGGCCUUACACGACGCAGAGGCCAAGCAACCCGUCAAGGAGGGGCAUAUCGCAAGCCUGAAAGAGCGGGUUGCAGAGGCAGAGUUGAAAAAAACCGCGCUGGAUAAAAUGCCCGUGAAACUCGGCAGGGUGCUUCUCUCCUCCUCAUCCUGCCAGAUCAGCCCUAAGGCAAGGGCUGAACGCGCAAAUACUGGGCGCAAGAGGGUCCAAGACUGGGCGCUCCUCGAGCUUAAUCCUGAGCCCUUCAACAACAACAAACUAAACUACUUCACUACAAUGCCGCGCCUUUACCCCCGCGACACGCCAUUCAACCCUGUGACAGACGGUCCGGCCAGCUUACUGUUGAGACCAGGCCAACCCCUAGACGACGAAUUCGGCCACCUGUCCGGCGGGAAAUGGUACUUCAAGAUGGGAAGGCCAACGAAUAUAACGUCGGGGAUAUGCAACGGCGUUCCUGCGUAUGUGAACUAG